Molecule: messenger RNA, 11644 nt
Organism: Chiroxiphia lanceolata (lance-tailed manakin)
Lineage: Eukaryota; Metazoa; Chordata; Aves; Passeriformes; Pipridae
Gene: RSBN1L
Product: round spermatid basic protein 1 like
Cellular component (GO): nucleus
Source: RefSeq, a predicted model, not a curated record
AUGGCCACGGCAUCCCGCACAGCCGCUGACCUCGGCAGCAACUGCCUUCCUCCCGUCGGGCCCUCGAGGGCCUCCAGGCUUUAUUUGCCUCCCUCCGAGGCAGGGGAGCGCGGACAGCCCGGGCUCAACCAGGAACGCCGCUGGGACUCAGCGCUGGAUGGAACAACCCUCCCGGCUCGGGACAUCCCGGGGGACCAGCUGCACCGCCUCCCGGGACGCUACCAUGCAUCCGCCGGGAACGCCGCUAGUCCAAACCUUCCUUACAUCCCAAACAAGUGCCUUUCUCAGGAGCAACCCGGGGGGCUGCCGGCAUCCCAGUCAGCGUCCGGUCGUGGCGCGGCGCCCCCCGAGCAGGAGCCGCUCGGCGCCAGCGGCCCGGACGCGAAGGGUUCCCGCGGGUCCCAGCCGGCCGCCAAGAAGGUGAAGGGAGCUGAGGAGCGGAGCCUGAAGGGCGCGAAGCGCGUCAACGGCGAAGGGGGCGGCGGUGGCGGCGGGAGCGCCAAGCAGCCGCUGCCCGCGGUCGUGCCGAGCUACGGCGGCCCCGCGCCCUGGGGCUUCGCCGCGCUGCCCUCGGGCCCCUCGGCGAGCGCGGGGCUUCGCCUUCCCUGCCCCGCUGCCCGGAAGCUGCUGCCGCCCGCGGUGCUGCUGCCGCCGUCCGCCUCCCCCUCCUCGUCCCACCCGCAGCACCAGCACCGCCACCACCGGCACCGCCUGGCGCUGGCAGCAGAGCCGGGGGGCGGCGGGAGCGGCGGGAGCGCCAAGCCCAAGAGCAAGGAAAAGCGGGACAAGGAGAGGAGGAAGCACGGGGCGCUGCCCGUGGUGGCGGCAGCGGCGGGAGAUGGCGGCGGGGGCCUGAGGGGAGGGAACGGGGAGGUGAAGCUGCUGUUCCCGAAAGCUCAAAUCAAAGACAAAGUUAAAGAAAGGGAAAAGAAGCAAAAAGAGAAGAAGAAGCAUAAAAUAAUGAAUGAAAUCAAGAAAGAAAUGGAGAGAUCAAUUAUUGCAGAAAGAUUUUUCCUCUCAACAGGUGGGAAGGAGAAACCAAAAACCAAUGCAGAAGAGCUGCAGAUUAAAAAAGUUAAGAAGAAAAAGAAAAAUAAAGAGAAUGAGAAGAGGAAGCGUCCAAAAAUGUACAGCAAAUCCAUUCAGACCAUCUGCUCAGGAUUGGUUUCUGAUAUUGAGGAUCAGGAAACCAAAGGCAUCAUAGAUGAUCAUCUUAAGGAUUUCAGUGGGAAAAAUAUGGAUCCCAAGAAGGACUGUGAGUCCAAGAUACCAGAGAACAGUGAGUUUCCAUUUGUCUCGUUAAAGGAGCCACGGGUUCAAAAUAAACUCAAAAGGUUGGACACAUUGGAGUUCAAACAGCUGAUUCAUAUUGAGCACCAGCCUAACGGAGGUGCAUCAGUUAUCCAUGCCUACAGUAAUGAACUCCACUUGUCUCCUGUGGAGAUGGAGAGAUUUGCAGAAGAGUUUGUGGGUCGUUUUAGUGAAAAUGAAAACUGUGCAGCUUACUAUGUAAUGGGUAUUGUUCAUGGGGCAGCUACUUAUUUACCUGACUUAGACUACUUUUCGUUUAAUUUUCCCAAUUCACCAGUGAAGGAGAUUUUGGGAAAGAAAGAUAUAGAGACAACGACUAUGUCAAAUUUUCAUGCUCAGGUAAAAAGAACAUACUCUCAUGGUACGUAUAGAGCUGGCCCAAUGAGACAGAUCAGCCUGGUUGGAGCAGUUGAUGAGGGUGGGGAUUACUUCCCUGAAUUCCUUGAUAUGUUGGAAGAAUCACCCUUCUUAAAAUGUACACUGCCAUGGGGAACACUUUCUAGUUUAAAAUUAGAGAGUCGUAAAGACAGUGAUGAUGGUCCCAUUAUGUGGGUACGUCCAGGAGAACAGAUGAUCCCUGUGGCUGACAUGCCAAAGUCACCUUUCAAAAGGAAGAGAACUACCAAUGAAAUAAAAAACUUGCAGUACCUACCUCGAACCAGUGAACCCCGUGAAAUGCUAUUUGAAGACCGGACACGAGCCCAUGCGGAUCACAUAGGACAAGGCUUUGAACGACAGACUACAGCUGCUGUGGGAGUGUUGAAGGCUGUGCACUGUGGGGAGUGGUCUGAGCAGCCUCGUAUAACCAAAGAUGUAAUUUGUUUUCAUGCUGAGGACUUCUUGGAGGUAGUUCAGCGAAUGCAGUUAGAUUUGCAUGAGCCUCCACUCUCACAGUGUGUCCAGUGGGUUGAUGAUGCAAAACUUAAUCAGCUGCGAAGGGAAGGCAUCCGAUAUGCCAGAAUCCAGUUAUUCGAUAAUGACAUUUAUUUUAUCCCAAGGAAUGUUGUGCACCAGUUCAAAACAGUCUCAGCUGUGUGCAGUUUGGCUUGGCACAUCCGGCUCAAGCUCUACCAUUCAGAGGAAGAACUCUCUCAAAACAUGAGUACUGUUGAAGCAGAGACCUCUGCAGACCCCAAGUCUUCGGUUGCUGGACUUCAGACUGACAAGAGAGUUUGUACCAUGGGCAAAGAUACCUCUGAAGACACCAAACUCUCAGAUGCUCUGCAGACCAAGUACCUGCAGCAGGAAUUUAUGCCGAUAAAACACGAACCUCUUACAUCUCACCAGAUAAAAGAAGAGCCCAUGAAUGUCGAUCUUGCUGAAAAGACCGUGGCCCCUAAUGACGUCGGGGGACAGAAUGUUCAGUCUAGGCUGGAUCACGUUGAGUUGACAUCAUUAAAGUUGGAAAUGGAUUCUAAAUUUGAACCUGGCAACAAGGACUUGCAAGGCAAGUUGUGCUCCGGAGGUCACGUACAUCCAGAUGAUACAAGACAACAUAGUUCAUCAUAUCCAAAACUGCAUGGACAAAGAGAGGAUGAUUUUUUGUGCUAAAUUUGUAUAUAUGGUUUUAAAUUCCUUUUUAAACUUAAUGAUGUAAUAAUGUAAAGAUCAUAAAUUGUGAGGCAAGCUUGUGACUUGCCUUCGCAUCUGUUACAGAAAAUAGUUAUGUAGCUUUGUAACAUUCCUCAGUGCCUGUCCAUAACUGUGAAGUAUCAAAGCACUUAGGGCCAGAUGCACUGUAAACACUGCAGGUUUAACAUAAAGAAGUCUUUAAAUAAUUUUGAGUUGUAGGUUUUAGAGUAGAGCUGACAUUUAACAUAUAUAUUUUUUGUAAGAUGAGCCAGAAUUCUUUUUGACAAUUCCAGGCUUUUCCAUAGAGCUUAUUUAUACCAAUUUUUUCAUUUUAAAUGUGUCAGCACUGUAGUGUAAAUAUCUUUUUUAAAAAUCUUUUUAGUGUGAUUUAUACUGAAAUGUGAGCCGCUUAAUAAAGGUUCAUAAUAACAGAUUGGUUUUAUUUUUGGGUCUGCAAAAAAUAAUUCAGUUAAACUGCCUCUCUUAAGUGGUUGUGUUUCUACCUGCACUAAUGCAUAGGAUGCCCUUACACCUUGUGGGUGAGGAGCUGUAGCAAACUGAGGUAGAGCUGAGGCAUCUUUGUAAAUGCAGAUUAGUCAGAAUGCAGAAUCAGUCAUCCCUUCAUAGGACUCCUUACAGGUGCUUGUUCAAGGCACUCCCCAAACUCCUGCUGUCAGAUAUGAAUUGGAACAGAGACAAACUGCCCUCCUUGUUGUGGGGGCACCUGGUGGUCUCCAGGAGCGCUGCCAGUACCCACCUGCAUCUCUCCAGAGGAGCUGGUGCAAGGCAGCUAUCUCCCUUCUGUGCCUGCCUCUUCAUCGUGCUCAAGGCACAGUUAAGACAGUUCCAUUUCACAUGGAAAAAAACCCUGGCAAAACAAACCAAAAAAGCAACCGUCCCCUCAAAUCGGUAAUCUGACUAAAGUUAAAACACAUAAUAUUUAAAUGGUUACUUAUCAAGCUACGAAGGCCUCAACUUUAGCAGUGACCUGUGAUUCACAGAGACAUAUCUGGAUUUGAAUUGCUCCCUGUGCUGACAGUGCCAGGCAGUAAGGAUACUUGCCAAUGUGUAUAGUAGGAAGGUUUCUCAUGAGUCACAGUUUGGAAGCAGGAGGUGUUCCAUUAAGAAAAUAACAGCGGUGUCCAAGUUAACUGUUCUCCUGCCCCACCUAUGGAACACUUGGAUUCUCUUAGGCUGUGUUCUGAGGGAAGAGGGUUUUGAGGCUAGCUAGCAUCUGAUGUGGUAAUGGCAAAACUCUGUCACUUAACUUAUUUCUUCUCUGUGUAAUGUAUUCCUGUGUAGUUCAAACACAGCUGAACGAUGUGUCUUUUUCCGAUAGCUUCACAUAGCAGUAAACUUCCCUGAGCAUGUCCUUCAGCUAAGUAUGUAAAACUUAAGAUCAAAGGCCUGUUAUUUUCAAAGCCCUCUGUAUCUGAUUUUUGUUUGGAUUUUUCUGUAGAACUUUCUGGAAGUUGUACAUCCUUAUGUACCCAAUUUAUAACUUUCAGUGCACUUGGUGAUCACUUGGCUUGAUUUGUAGCAAUAGAACAACACGAUUUUCAGGUGAUGUCUAAUUCAACUUCCUGAGAUCCUUCUGUUGCAAAUGUUUUUUGCUUAUGGAUUGUGAAAAUCUAAAAUGUACUCACACCUGGCACUAAAAUCAGCUAUUUAAUGGAUGAGUGCCCUGAUUUGUUUAAUCUAAAAUAGGUCUGUCAAGGAAUUACUAAUUAAAUCAAUAUUUGAAUUGCUAAACAUUACUCCUACAUAGCCAUAAUUACAUAUUAGAGAAGCAAUAGAAACGUGAGUCUCUUGGAUGUGGCUAAAACAUCCUCAAGUCUUACUGCUGUUUUCUUUGAUGCUGGCUAAGAGAUUACUACCAGUUUUGCAGCCUCAGGGAUCUUGCUUUCCCCUCACGCCAUGAGCAGAUUCAUGUGUGACAUGGUAAAUCAUUACUCUGGCAAACUCUGAUUUGAAAAAAUUGGUUCAUGUAAGAAUUUGAGCUUUCCUGAUAGUAGGAAUGUGGUCUCAGCUCCCUUUGUGUUUUCUGGAUUAUCUGGAACCUUCCACCCGUAAUCUCUUUGGCUGUAUGAACAUCCGUACACAAUUACGUAGCCUUCCAUUCCUGUUCUCUGUGCUGGCCGUGGCAGAACAGUGACAGCGCAGAGCUGCAGGUUGUAGUUUGCACCAAGUGUGAAGCUCUCCAGGGGGAUUAGCCAAAGACUCCAGCUUUAGCAAAACCAGCCUUGCCAGAUACUGCUUUUUAAAAUCAAAUACAGACAAAACAACCCCCCCAAACUAUUCAGUUGACUUAAAAUAGAAAUGUUACCAGUGUGCUGGUGAUGCAUGUGCUGACCAUUCCUGCUGGUUCAAGUAAUGUUUUGUAACCUCUCAGAUUUUAGUGAAGUGUGUACACCCCCUGGGACAGCUGAUAACUUUCUGCAGCAUAGGCCCUGUCCAGACUGAAAUAAUAAAUCUGUGAAAACGGUUUAACAAAUACGACUUUACACUUAAGAGUAGAACUUUGUUUCCUUUUGAAGACCUGCUCAGUGGUCUUGGCUGACGUGGCCUCAGACUUAUGUUCAGGUACCUCUUGGUUCUGAGAUUUUACUUUUAAACUGUCACAUCUUCAAACCAUUUUUUUAUCACUUUCAGAAUUUUAAGAGAUUCAGAAAAGUGGCAGUUUUUUUGUGAUUUUUAUGCUUUCUUUCAUUUUUUUUUGAGACAGCCUAGAUUCUCACUUCUGUCAGAAUUCCUUGCAGACAGCAUAUAAACCAUGCUGGGAUUACCAAUGCCUACGAGACCUCCCUUUGCAUUCACAGGUGUCAGCUUUUAAAAGAAAAAACAGAAGUAUUGUCCUCUCCCUGUGGUGUGUCCAUUUUGAUGGGUUUGUUCUUUGAGGUGGGAGUAGUCCUGAAAAUUUCACCUCCCAAAUUCUUCAUUAGACUGACAAAGGUCUUGCUUUGAUUUUAAGUGGUCCUGUGCUAUAACCUUUAUUCCUGUUGCAUAUAACUUCAUCUUCAGACUUUUGCUUCAGCAAUAAAUCUUUCAUGCCUUUUGAUGUACUGAAAUUAGUCCUUGCUUGUUGAUUUUGCCCCUUCUCUGGAUUUUGGCGAUGCAUAAAUCUUUGUUAUUUUGGCUGAGAUCUCCAGUUUUAGUUGCCUCUCUUGGCCCUUGUUCUUGUGCAGAUUGGAGAGAUCUGCCCAAGGCCUGUGGCCUGACUGUGGCAGUGUUGACAUCUCCGUGCACUUGCAAUGGCAUCCCAGUUAAUGACAUGAUGUGCAGAAAUUUAGAUGUUUUCCUAGAUCCUCGUACAUAUUUUUGGGUAGCAAAGAACUGCAUUGUUAUGGUUGCUACCAAGAGCUUUCAAGGGGGUAGCUGCCACUUCUUUUUUUUCUUUGUAUUACUGGAUCUUUUACAUUUCACUGGCAACUGACUUCGUGUGUUACAUUCAAGUGUUACUCAGUGUUGUGUCACCCCCAGCCCUCCAAAUGCCUGCAAAUUGACUCUGAAAGAACAUUCUCGUUACAGGUACUGCUGGCAUGCAGAUUUUCCCUUCCUUGUUACUGUAGUGAAUAUUUCAAUACUACUUUAACUGAAAUAUUAAUUCUAUCUAGUAUUAGAAAUAAAGUAUUGUUUCAGAGGGUGAUGAUUUAAUUACUCAUCUGUGAAAGAAUUCCUUGGUGAUAAAUAAAGUUGAUUUUUACGCAGAUAUACAUGUGCACAGUAAAUAAGUUGGAAUUGCAAAUUAUGUAGGAAACGGAAAUUUGAAGUAGUAGAAUGCUGUGAAACAGAUUCAAAACAUUACAAAUUUGGAAAAAUGAAUAAGUCUUCCAAGAAACACAGGACUGGUAUUCAUAGAUCAAAACUACUGCUUUCUGAGAUCUGCAUGUGAAUGAGGAUGCUGAAUUGACUGAAAUAAAUCCAUGAUUUUUUUCCUUGCUCAUGGGCAAAAUAAACUGUUGUGAGAGUAGACUGCCACGUGACCCUGCUAGGCUGAAAACUGUACUCAUUCUGGUCAAGAGAUCAAAGAACUCUUAACUCUCUUGUUCUAAAGUUCAAGCUUCUCAAGUGUCAUUUUACUUGUUUCCUUCUAGUGGUCAGGUAGGUAGAGAGCCUUGUCUUUAGUCAGCCCAGCGCCUGUACCUUGCCCUGGAUGUGUCCAAGCUGGAAAUGGAAAGGACAAAUUUUCACUGCUCUCUGCUUUGCUGUGAAUGACUGUCGAGAAUGUUUUCUUUGAUUAUGAGUCACUGUGUUCAGCUGAUACUUUAUUACUUUCUUAAACAGAUGAAAUGCACUUUAAAACUGUAUAAUAGAAGAUACUGAUAUUUUGUGCAGAUCCCACUGAAUUUGCAGCAUAUGUGGGAAAAUUUGGGAAACUGAUUCCCAUCAGUCACUCAUUUCAUUUUUCUUAGAAAUGCAAAUUAUUUUGUGUUCUGUUCAGAAGCAGUGAUUAACUUCACAAUAUCUAGGCUGCUGUUUCUGUUAGAAUCAUCAGGGAUACUGACUUUGCAAAUUUAGUGUAUUAUAUUCUAACCACUGUUUUUCUCUGUGCUUUGAUGCUGAUAUUAUCUCUGCUUUGGAGCCGUGCUGUACUUGAGUGCCAGCUAAACACUGAUCUUCUCUUGUUCUGGUCAUGCUGAUAGAUGAGCCUACUGAUGGGGGCGUUAGUCCUAAAUAGUUCUUUAAUAUUUGAUGUACAGUUAUCUGAUACAAACAUUGAUUAAAACAGCAGUUUAAACUUCUAUUUUUAUCAAGUUUGGUUUUUCAGUAGCUAUUUUGAUACCGUGUUUUCUUUUACCAUUUAAUUUGCUGCCCACCAGAAUGAUGGUGCCGUGUUGGGUAGAGCUCAGGCCUGUGCUUUUUAUGGAAGUCUUUUUUAUCUGGUUGAGACAAAAUGGGGCUGAGAAGGUUAUUCCCUGUGUGUCUCAAGAUGAAAAUCUUGAGAAUUAGAUCUGUGUGUGGGAGACUAAUGUAACAUAAGUCAAGACUGCUAAAGCUUUAUCCUAAGCACACAAUGACAACACUCAGGUAGUUGCCCUUUUGACUGAUGCAGUUGGGAAAAAAAACCAGUUGAGACUAAAAAACAUCUUUUAGCAGUGGUUUCUUUAUGAAAUUCAGAAGGAACACUGAGAUAAAAACUAACCCAGAUGAAUUAAGCUCACAUUUUCCUUUCUUCUCUGUUUCUUGCUCUUAAGCUGUUGUUCUGCACUGUAUGGAGACCUGUCUUGUAUUUGCCUGCUCGGGAUGUUGGUUUUGUUAGGAAAGGCAGAUUGAAGGGAAUGGCUUUACUGAGUUGCAGAUUUUCAUAGUCUUUAUCCAACUUCAGUACAAAUACAAGGAGAAAAUGUAGAAUUUAUACUGAACAGUUGUAGUGAUCCAGCUGCAGAGAUUCCUUAAAUUGCCUUAGUUCUCAAAGCCUGAUGUUUUUCAGCAGCAAGGUCUGUUCAGGUCUAAAAGGCUCAUAUAGGAGAUGAACUCCAUCCAAACCCUGAAACAAUAAAGGUACAGUGAAAAGGUACAAACACUCUUUUCCCAACUUAGCAUAGUUAUUUUUACUUCAAUCUUAUUUAAAAGUGAUGUGUUACAUGAUAGUACUAUGUUUUCUGUGCUAGUAAAUUCAAACAACUUAUUUCUGAGGAUGCAGUUGUUCAGGAGCUUUAUUACUGAAAAGCCAUGUUAUUUGUUCCCAAAAUAAUACUGAUGUUAAGAUAGGAAACACCUGACGUUAAAAUUUUGAGUUUCUGGGAGUCUCAUAAUUUUAACUUUCAGUUUCACUUUGUGUCACCCAACUUUUAAACCGGGCAAAUGUGAAAAUUUCCAUGAGGUUACGCAAACAUUUUGCUUCUGUGCUAGACACAGAUAUGUCAGAAGAUAGUACUGAUAACACAUAUUUUAAAUUGGUUGUGUCCCUCAGUCCUGUGCCCACUUACUCUGAUAUUGUCCUUCAUGCCUAGCAGAGCAUUUUGUGUGUGCACACACAUUCUUAGAGCAUUCAGGUUAAACUUCAUUAUACAAGGGGAUGUUUAUGUCACAUAACUGCAUUUUGCCAGUAUAAAAUGAACAGAAAACUGGAUACUGUCCUAAAUGGUGACAAAUCAAGAAAAGCAGUAUGAAUUAGUAAUUGAAAAUAAUAGUUUCAUGGCCUUUCGCACACGCGCAUUGAGUAUUUAAUCAGAUAAGAACAGAUACUCACCUGCAAUGGAUGCUGAAGUGUUCAAACUUCUGUAAGUGAUUGGAAGAGAAAUAAAUUAUGUGGAAUAUACCUCUUCAUAUACAAUACAUAUUAUCAGUACAGAUAAAUACUUCUAUUUCAUUUCAGCAAGCUUUUGAAUUCCAGUUUAAAACAAAGCUGCUGAAGGCCAAGUUCUGUGCCCCCCCAUCAGCUGCCACAGGGAGCUGAGACAACGUCCUCGUGCUCCUUCCUCACAAAGCAGUGUGAGCCAGCUCGGCAUCAGCCUCUCCUGUUCCCUGCAAACUCCAGCAAAUCUGCUUUUCACUUCUUUUGUCCUGUUAAUUUAAUUAAAGAUCAGUUUGGUAAAUUUAAGGAAAUGUGUGAGCAGCACUGGUUCCACUCCCAAGCUGUGACCAGUGCCUUUGAGAACAGGGUAAUAAACAGGUGUAAUUAGUUCCCACAGCAGCUUCUGGAAAGGUCACUGUGGGCUGCAGUAUACUUUGUAUCAUAAAUCCUUUUGAAUGAAGUUCUGAUGUCUCGGAGAAGCAACACUAUGUACAAAAAGUGGCACAGUUCAGGUCAGUUACAUGUGAUAAAAAAAAGUCAAAAGGGAUAUUCCUCUUGUCCAAGUAUACCUGUAAGGACAAGGAACUUGGAAAGUCGAGCACUUCCAGCUGGCUCUGUGUGACUUCUCCAUGACACCAGCAAGAAACAUCUGCUUCAGCUUUCAAAAUCUCUCACUUAUUUCAAGGUUUGUAAACCUUAAAAAAAAAAAAAAAAAGACAAACCCACAACCAAAACUGAACUUGUUGCUCUUUUCCUAUUGAAUUAGAGGCAGGAAUUAAAAGGAGAUUUGUAAUAACUGUGUGUGUUUCUAGUUAAUUAGAGAUGCCAAACUUUCAGAUAAUUGUUACAUCUGAGGAAGAGAAGGGGUUUAUUAAGGGGGCAGAGUCAUCAUUCAUGGCCCAUCUUGCUAAUAAUACACCAAGUUCUAAUGAGGCCAGUUCUUAUUCUUCCAUCAUUUAAGUUAUAACAAUCAGUUCCCAUCCCCAGCUUGGCUGAGGAAAGCUGCUCUGCGCUUCUGAGCAGUGUGGGGGUGUUUGACAUCCUGUGAACAGGGCUUUUUGGAUUUUUAUUCUGUGAGAAUCAUCGGAUGGGGAAGGACUGUGAGCACUCAGUUUUAUGCUUGGUCCCAUACCAUACCCAAGGUAAGUGUGUGUGUUGCCUGGUGCUCAUCACCCAGGGCUGGGUCCAUGGGUUUGUGUUAUUUUUUAAUUUGCUUACAAUAAAGGGGUUAUAAAUAUUUUGCACUUUUUUGACAAUGGCUGUGGUUUAGAUUUCUUUUGUCUUUGUCCCUUCUUUGUUUCCCCUUUGGCAAGGUCAACCAUGCUGAGGCAAAGAUGACUUAAAUUCUUUCUAAAGAUCAUUUGUUACCUGAUGUUUUCAAUUGAGAUCCAUUGCCUUAGAGUGGAACAUGUUUUUUUCUUGGACACUGCUGAAAGAGCUUUAUCUGCCAGUAUGGUUUCCCUGUAUUUUUACCCAUGUCUGUGUGAUUAAAUAGCAAGAGUAAAUCCAAACACUUCAGGAAGGAUUUUUUUCCACAGAGAAGUACAUUGAGUGUCCAUAAUUAAAAUUUUAUCAGUGAGACACUUUGAUCUCGUCAUGUCCUGUUACCCUAGACUGUUUUUCCUGGGCUCUUUUCACUCACUUGACAUUCUUUUGUCUCUAGGAACUGUAAAUGGAUCAGUACCUUCAGUGUGCAUGUUAAUAAUGUCCUAGACAACUGCUACAUUUGAAUUUGGUGUUACUGUAGCGCCUGGAAGAGCACUUUAGUCCACAAAAUAUGCUCAUAGUUCCAUUUUCCCCCUUGUUCAUUUGUUACCCUGAACAGUUCAUUUACUCACAUCUGAGUUUGCCAUUGCUCCAUAAAGCCAAGGGUUCACCCCCAAAGAUUUCCUAUCCUCAGGCAUUGAAAACUGUCUUGUUCAAGUACCACUUUGGGCAGGUACAAAUGCAGCACUGAACUCACCCUGUGGCUCCAGUCUCUUGCAGCACUGGGGAUUUCUCACUUGGAAAGGAAUCACCAUUGUCUCCCUCUUUUCUGGAUCUUAGGACUGCUUGCACAGUUCAGCUACUAACCUUUUUCCCUAGGGUUGACAUACUGGUUAUUGGCUGUUUCCGUAGCUUAGGAAAUAGUGCUUAUUUUUAGACUGGCAGUGGAGUCUCACUGUCAAAAGUAAAACCAAACUGAGUCACUUUAUUGCUUUUUUGCUCUUAUUUGGCAGCUGUCAACUGUUACUGAUUGUUAAAGCAAAUUAUGCUCAUUAUGGAAAUUACUGUUACCUGGUUAUUUCUUGACUUAUAGCAUAAGUAGCAGAAAAUGUUAGUCCUCUUUCCAAGGAUUACUCAAUGUGCUGAACACCCUGGGUACAACAUUUGUGGUUCCUUUGAGAAGAUCUUCUACCUGCUUGUAUCUUAUUCCAUGUAACAAAUAAUAGUAAUCAUACUAGAACAGCUUAUGUUGAACAAAUACUUUUAUUUACAAGAGCAUAUGUGAUAGUUUUAAAAUAAAAAAAUGGAACAAGUCUA